Brassica rapa (field mustard) is the source of this 954-nucleotide messenger RNA. RefSeq lists its product as uncharacterized. Gene Ontology annotation, biological process: proteolysis. The record is from RefSeq and is a predicted model, not a curated record. NCBI's taxonomy places the organism in Eukaryota, Viridiplantae, Streptophyta, Magnoliopsida, Brassicales, Brassicaceae. Gene Ontology annotation, molecular function: aspartic-type endopeptidase activity.
AUGAGGAGAAGGAUUACAUUGAAGAAGAAGAGUGAUCCUGGGCAAUUAGCAAUAUCAUACACAGUGCAGGGUAUUGAAUUCCCACAUGCUUUGAGCGACACAGGAGCAUCAGUCAGCAUCCUACCUAGGGUUAUGGCAGACCAUAUGGGUCUGCAGGUGGAGCUUUUGCAGGAAUUGUUCCCUUUUGUGGAUUGUUCCCAGAAGAGCUCAGGAGGAAUUGUGAGAGACCUAGAGGUGCAGAUUGGUAAUGCCCUAGUUCCUACUGAUUUUCAUAUCUUGGACAUCAAGUUAAACUGGAACUCUUCUCUACUACUUGGGAGAGCUUUCUUGUCAACAGUAGGAGCAGUGUGCAACUUGCAAACCAACCAGUUGUCUUGCCACUGUGGAGUUGAGUACGAAACUGAAUAUUCAGAAUCGAUCGAGACUCACACAGCAACAUCGAUCGACAAUGGUAACCAGAAAUCGAGCGACAUACCACAUGACGAAUUGGUCGAUAGUAUUCCAGAUGAGUGGGAGAAUGACUACUACAACCCCACUAUUGACGCUUACACCAGACAAAAUAUGCAUACAAACAAGUAUGAUGAAGACUAUGAGGAGGAACGAGCCAUUGAGUACAGAACCAUCCUUGAUGAGGAAGAUAAACUCUUACAUCAUCCCUCUUGGAAAAGUAAUGCACCAUCGAUCGACAGGACGAGCUGGCCAUCGAUUGACACUCAACCUCAACAACGAUGCCAGAAGCGAGCAUCGACCGACACUGCCUACUACAAAUUGAUCAACACUGAUUUCAACCAUGUGCGAGACGGAGACUACUCGAUUGGUAGUUGGACAGAUGAACACCACCACGAGAGCUUUGCAGUAGAAACAAUAACCUACAUACUAGGUGUUGGGGAAAAUUAUCUCGGUAUUAUUUCCCCCAUCCUCCAGGCAGGACUCAGAUCCCCGGAUCCCUGGUAA